AUGGGCGAAGAAUCCGCCGUCUUCUUUUGGCGAGAAACACACCCAGACACGGGCUACCUCAGCCAGUGGUACGCCUGUCCGUUCAGGGACGGCAAUAACCCAAAUCUGAUCUAUAAGACGGCGGAAAACUACAUGAUGUACCAAAAAGCGGUUCUCUUCGGCGACACACAGGUAGCAAGCGAGAUCCUCAAGACCGGAAACCCAAGAAAGGUCAAGUCGCUAGGACGAAAGGUGCGCAACUUCGACGAGGCAGUAUGGAAUAGGGAACGAGAGCGUGUUGUGUAUGAGGGGAAUAUACUCAAGUUCACGACUGCCCUGAGUGAGGAGGAUAUUACCAGAGGCAACUGCCCUGGUAGCCCGCUUGUGGGAGAGAGCCUACGAGCGCUGCUAUUGAGUACUGGCGAUAGGGAGCUGGUCGAGGCCAGUCCAUUCGAUCGCGUAUGGGGCGUGGGAUUUACAGAGCGGUUUGCAGAGGAACGGAGAGACGAAUGGGGCCUCAACUUGCUUGGAAAGGCUUUGAUGAGAGUAAGAGAGGAGUUCAGAAAAGAGGAUGAGGAGAGGGAGAGGGAGAAGUCUACAGCAUAA
Phaeoacremonium minimum UCRPA7 is the source of this 585-nucleotide messenger RNA. RefSeq lists its product as hypothetical. Bases 1 to 585 code for a protein of 194 amino acids. The record is from RefSeq and is a predicted model, not a curated record. The transcript has a single exon. Lineage: Eukaryota; Fungi; Ascomycota; Sordariomycetes; Togniniales; Togniniaceae.